UGUGUGUGUGUGUGUGUGUGUGUCGAUACUUACCUCUGUUGCCUACAACAGGUAUGUACGUAGGUAGGUAGGCAUGUACGUAGGUACGUAUGUGGUAUGCGUAUGUGCCUGUGAUAAUCUGUCCGUAUGAUGCCAACGAGGGCCGGUUCGCGUUAUUACUGGACGCUGCUGGCAACCCGUUCGCGAUUUUCGUUGCUUGUCGCGGUAUAGCCACGUCGAUCACCUGCGACUUUUCAGGCCUGCGAAUCCCACUUGGCAGGCGGUUUCGGGGCUGCCCGGCUUCUCCAGGUCCUUGUCCGUCUUCGCCCUUGUCCCAUGUCCAUGUCCUUGCCCACGUCCUUGUCCUUGUCCUUGUCCCAGUGCCCCUUGUCUGCCCGCCCGCCCCGAUUGCCGGUUUGGCUCUCGGGGUUUGACGUCCUGCGAAGAUGUUGUUUGGGUAGGCGAGGCCAAGCUGCGCUGUGAACCCUGCGUCCUGGUCCGAGAGAGGAAGAGGGGGCCUGGGAGCAGGAGGGAGAGGGAGAAGGCGAGAGAAAAAGAAGAAAGAAAAAAAAAAAAGGAUCCCCAAGGCGUUAGCAAAGAAAAACAAAAACAAAAGAGAUAGACGAAGGAUUAGAUCGGAA
This is a messenger RNA of Durotheca rogersii, 620 nucleotides long. RefSeq lists its product as uncharacterized. The coding region runs from base 90 to 413 and encodes 107 amino acids. The record is from RefSeq and is a predicted model, not a curated record. The transcript has a single exon. Lineage: Eukaryota; Fungi; Ascomycota; Sordariomycetes; Xylariales; Xylariaceae.